Aspergillus aculeatus ATCC 16872 is the source of this 2053-nucleotide messenger RNA. Its product is annotated as putative amino acid permease. The record is from RefSeq and is a predicted model, not a curated record. The transcript has 7 exons. Gene Ontology annotation, biological process: transmembrane transport. Gene Ontology annotation, molecular function: transmembrane transporter activity. Lineage: Eukaryota; Fungi; Ascomycota; Eurotiomycetes; Eurotiales; Aspergillaceae. The coding region runs from base 343 to 1917 and encodes 524 amino acids. Gene Ontology annotation, cellular component: membrane.
CUCCUGCAGCGAAAUUCGUGGCACAGUCAAUCUACAUAACGACGGGGAUUUUAGUGUGCAUAAGUGCCGUUGCAUUUGCAGGGAUACUGCGGGAUAAGCACUUUGGGAAAUUGGCCCGCGCAGGUCACACAAUCAAUUGUUCCCAACCCUAACUUUUAGCUGCUGAUGGACCACUUCAGUAUAUUAAUCUUACCCGUCAAUGAAAUGUCCAGACCUGCCGGCCUAUGGGCACUCCGCGCUACGAUGAUCACGUUAAGUAGGGGGGAUCCCCUCCUUUGAGAAAUGUGCGCUCUUUGCGGUCUACCCUCGGCUUGAAUACUCUCACCCGCGCAUUCAGCUAUAAUGUCGGCUACCACGGAGAAGGCACCGAAGUCUUCUACGUACUCAUCCCCUGGCGAAUAUGAGGGUUCCACGACUACAAGAAAAGAUGGCACGGUGCAAGAUCGAAAGGAUAUGUGGCGUGUAGGCAGAGAACAGGAGUUGAACCGAAACUUUCGACUCCUUUCCGUUGUCGGGUUCAGUGCAGUUUUGAUGUGUACCUGGGAAGCCGUCUUGUUCGGUGCUUCGUACGGCCUCACAGAUGGAGGGAAGGCAGGAAUGAUUUAUACCUAUCUCGGGGCAGUGAUAGGCUUCAGCUUCGUGAUUUUAUCGAUGGCUGAAAUGGCCUCCAUGGCCCCAACAUCUGGCGGACAGUAUCAUUGGGUUUCGGAGUUCGCACCCCCCAGUAAACAGCGCUUCCUCAGCUAUCUUACCGGUUGGGUGUGUGUCUUGGGCUGGCAUACAGGAAUCGCAGGCUGCUGCUACACUGUCGCCAACAUGUUGGUCGGCUUACUCGCGAUCAACUACCCUGACAGUUAUGUUUAUCAACCGUGGCAUGUAACGCUGAUCGUGAUUGCUGCAGCUCUAGGGGCACUGUUGUUCAACACACUUUUUGCCCAGAAGCUGUCUUUCAUCGAGGGUAUUAUUCUGAUCGUGCAUUGCUUUGGCUUUUUCGGCAUCUUGAUUCCACUGUGGGUGUUGUCGCCCACGGCCCCAGCUUCGGAGGUCUUUGGCUCGUUUGAGGACAAUGGAUCGUGGGGUAAUAUGGGGCUUGCGUGCUUGGUAGGGCUGACAGGCCCAAUCUACGCCCUUAUCGGUCCCGACUCUGCUGUGCACAUGUCCGAAGAAAUCCGAGAUGCCUCCCGCGUCCUCCCCGUAAGCAUGGUUAGCACCUUGAUUCUGAACGGGACCACCGGCUUCAUUAUGAUUAUCACCUUUGCCUUCUGUCUCGGCGACAUUGAAGAGGUCAUGGCCAGUCAGACCGGAUUCGCCUUCAUCCAGGUCUUCUGGAACGCCACUGGCUCGACCCGCGCAGCGACCGGGAUGACGGUCGUUAUCAUGAUCAUGCAGUUCUGUGCUGCCAUCAGCAACGUUGCUACGACUUCUCGACAAAUUUACGCAUUCGCGCGUGACCAAGGCCUGCCGUUUGCUGGAUUCUUCUCAAAGAUUCACCCGACCCUCAAAGUACCUCUCAAUGCCUUAGGCGUUAGCAUGGUUAUUGUGACCCUCCUCUCCCUCAUCAACAUUGGUUCCGCAGUCGCCUUCAAUGCCAUUAUGUCCCUAGGCACGGCUGCCUUACUUUCCUCCUACCUAAUCUCGAUCUCGUGUGUGCGUCUCCGGCGAUGGAGAGGCGAUUAUCUCCCUCCGGCACGGUGGAGUCUUGGACGCGCCACGCCGUUCAUCGACACCGUCUCAAUCCUUGUGCUGGUUCUGAUUCUAACAUUUAGUUUCUUCCCUCUCACCAACCACCCCGAUGCUGCAGACAUGAAUUGGAGUAUUGUGAUUUUCUCUGGGGUGGUGCUCUUGGCUGUGGGUUAUUAUAUGCUAUAUGCGAAGCAUCAAUAUCGGGGGCCAGUGACUAGGGUCAGAGCUGAAUAGGGGCUUUUAGAUGCAAUAGAUUAGUAGAUAGUAUGCCUGCAAUGAAUAGUUGCCUCCCGCGCAGGGGAAGAGGUAUAGAAAACCGCUACCUGACUCGGUCUGAGACGAAUGGAAUUUAUUGCACUGUUGAAUAGCG